Lytechinus pictus (painted urchin) is the source of this 822-nucleotide messenger RNA. Its product is annotated as surface protein-like. The transcript has a single exon. The coding region runs from base 1 to 822 and encodes 273 amino acids. The record is from RefSeq and is a predicted model, not a curated record. NCBI's taxonomy places the organism in Eukaryota, Metazoa, Echinodermata, Echinoidea, Temnopleuroida, Toxopneustidae.
AUGGUUGUACAGCCAACUGAAACAAUGAACACCCAGACUGAUGUUACGAUCAUCACAGAAGUCAUUACAGCUCUGGAGAGUACCGACAAGGAUAAAUCUAUGAAGAGCUCCAGCAUGGAAGCUGACACUACUGGAAAACUCACCGAAGAAACCAUGACAAGCAAACCGGCAACAAGGAUAGAAACCGGUACUUCUCUUAUGGAUACUAACGAGUCACCCACGGCAACCAAGGAGUUAUCCAUGGUAACCAAUGAUUCACCCACGGCAACCAAUGUGUUACCCAUGGCAACCAAUGAGUCCCCCGUGGCAACCAAUGAGUCACCCAUGGCAACCAAUGAGUCCCCAAUGGAUAUAAGUUUGUCCUCUCUUGCUACCAUUGUGACCCUCGAUACGACUGACAAAACGUUCACCAUGGAAGUAACAAAAGCUGUCCCUGAAGAUGAUGAUGCCGAGGUGACUACAGUGGAUGUGGUAAAGGAUGUUACAGCUGAAGACGGUAUCGAACAUGUAGUCACCACAGAACCUGUCCAUGUCAUCGAAGCUACCUGGGUCUAUGCACCAACAUCAAGAGAAACAAGAACCACUGGAGCUCCUAUGUUGCUUGAUACUACUCUCGUACCAGAGACAACUUCCUCCAUGAUGACGACAUCUGAAGUUAGCACUACUGCUGAUGUUACUACUCGUGAUACCACUACUCGUGAAAGCACUACCGAUAACGUAUACGGUGAAACUGAGACACCUGAUAAUUCAACUGCAUUAAUUGAAGGUAGAUUCAUGUUUGCUUUUGAACCUCAUAUGUUAUCAAACUUAUGUAUUUGCUGA